UAGGACAAUAUAUAAUUGAAGUUAAUGCUUCAAUUGGCAUUAAAAUGCUUUCAAAAUUCUUACGAACUACGUAUAGAUCUCAUGUUGGACAGCUGCUGACACGGAGGGUCACUCCAAAGGUCAUCAACGUGCGGUACGCGGAUAUGAUACCAGCCUCCCAGUACGACACACCCUUCCCAAAGAAGUUAAGAUUAGGGUACACCCUCAAAACGUACUGGGAAAUCAUCCCCUUGUUCCUGACAACAUGCGUGAGCUUGUCGCUUAUGUUCUUUUCGAUUUUAUGGGCUUGUAAAAAUAAGGUCGACGUAGUAUUCCAAUCGCACAGCCGCCAGAACAUAUCGCACACAAUGGACUUGCGGAACCCCUCAAUCCACAAGUUAAUCCUCAUCAACCAACAAUACCCACCGUGGCCGGAGAUGGCAGACGUACUGGAUAAGAUGAGGAUGGCGGAAAAGCGAGCUCUAGCGCGUCUAGCGUCCAACUGCGCCAACCGUUAGUUCUGGCCGGACUAUGCGUAGAACAAGUAACACUUAGACCAUACACAACGCUUAUUCCAGAUAUGCAUAGAUCAGACACUAUUCUUGUUAAGCAGUGCAUGUACAUGUCGGCGCAGUCUAACCCAGAACAGCCCAGAACAUGCAUGCCCAAAUUGCUGGGAAAAGCUGCACGAACAUAAAUUAUAAAAGUCCAUUUAUGUUAAUACAGUUCAAUUGAUGAUCAUUCGUGCAUCCUAAAUUUGUAUCACUUGUACAACCUAAAAUCUAUGCAUACCAAUAAUUGACGGAGACUUAAAAAUUGAAAUGACAAA
Molecule: messenger RNA, 808 nt
Organism: Helicoverpa zea (corn earworm)
Lineage: Eukaryota; Metazoa; Arthropoda; Insecta; Lepidoptera; Noctuidae
Exons: 2
Coding region: 45-497 (150 amino acids)
Source: RefSeq, a predicted model, not a curated record